AUGCCGCCGCCCUCGGGCCAAAAAGGCAGCCAGAAGGGCACGGGGAAGAAGGGUGGAGCGGGUGUCAUGCGCCAGCACCAGCACCCGCGCAGUCGCAACACCACGCCCAGCGCCGGCUCUCCCCAGGUCGCCAGCCUGCCCCCCAUUGAGCAGCACGAGACGGCUACCCUGGACGUGCGCUUCGACCUCUUCCGCAACAUCACGUACGACGACCUUGUCGACCACGUCGCCAACAACACCGCAUCGCCCGACUCCAAGAGCCUCGAUGGCCUCCUGUCCCGCCUGUCACGUCUUAGCGAGGUCAUUGACAAGCGGGGCACCAACUGUGACAAAGGCAUGCGUCUGCUCGCCCAGUCCCGCCGCCUCCGCGAGAGCGAGCUGGCUGCCGAGCGCGGCCGCGAGGAGGAACGCCGCCAGAAGGAAGCCGACGAGGAGGAGCGUGCCGAGCGCAAAGCCAACAAGAAGAAGCGGAAGGCCACCGAGAACCUGGCCCCGCCCCAGGGAAAUAGCAUAGAAUAUUCUUCCCCAGUUCGCGAGUCCGGAAACAAAGCCAGGAAGCUCUCCCGCGAUGACUCUGCCAGCUCCUCUCUCUCACCAGUCGCCCCCAGAACGCCCACUGCCAUGGAGGCCGACGAAAAGACAAAGACCGAGGAAAAUGACGACGACGACGACGAUGACGAUUCCGAUGACGAUGGCCAGCCUCCGCCGCCUGCACGACCACAGGCCAACACUUUUGGCGAUGACCCGUCUACCUUUCCCGAUCCGACCGUCUACGAAAUUCUCCCGGUGAAGCCGGGCAUGACAGAAGACGAAAUCAAGGAGAUCUAUUCAGUUGCAGUGUAUCCAAAGAGCGACCUGGCCGACAUAAUAGCUGGCGAUCCCCCCGAUAAAGACUUCAGCAAUGCGAAACCUAGUAAUCAAAUCAACUUUUCUACUUUCAGCACUUAUGUCGAACCGUUUUUCCGACCAUUCACAGAAGAAGAUCUCGCCUUCCUCAGAGAGCGUGGCGAUCGAGUCACGCCCUUUGUUAUGCCGAAGCGCGGGAAGAAACAUUACACAGAAAUAUGGGCCGAAGAGGACGGCGCCAUGGCCAUUGAUUCGGCAGAUGUCAAGGACAGGUUGCCUCCCAAUCAGCCUCGCGGUAACAUUGAGAACAUGAACGACGAAAUUGCCGAGACAGACAAGCUCUCGGUUGGGCCCAUUCUAGCACGGCUAUUGCAGACGAUGCGGCCCGAGCAUCGCGCACCGCCUGCGGAUGAGAGACAAAACGGCGCCACUGCUGACGGGGAUGUUACUAUGAACGGCGUCGAUCGCUUUGAUUUCGGGGACACUCAACCACAGACAGCAUCACCCACGGUAAAUGGAAUCAAUGGCACAACUGGACCGUCCGCCUCAAACCAGCUCCCGCCUGCGACUUUCAUGCCCGAGUCCAACAGCGAAUCAUGGAAGAAAGCUUCGCAUCCUAAACUCGAUUAUUCCCAAGUCGACGAACGUCUCAAACAAGAACUACGACAUAUUGGCUUCCUACCUUUCCCGCCCGACCAAACCAACGGGACCUCUUCCACAGCUAACAACGUCUCAUCAUCGAAUACAGGUAAUAACAACACGUCUUCCACGAGCGGCUCAUCUGCCUCGCAUCCCUCCGGCGGUGACCCUGGUCCCACAGCUGCCGACUUCGAUGGUCAUUAUGAUGAUGAAGUUGCCGCCCGAUUACGUCUUCUCCAAUCCCGUCUGCACGAGCAGGUUCUUCUUAACGGUGCCCGCAAAGCGCGUCUCACUGAGCUUGUCAAAGAGCGCAUGGCGUUUCAAGAAUAUCAGACCAUUCUUGAAGACCUUGACAGCCAAGUGCAAGCAGCCUACCUCAAACGGACCCGUACAAUGGGCAAAAAACCGAAGAAAGCCCGGCCAGGCGCCGCAAAGGAUGGCGCCAACGCGAAUGGCGGGUCCGGGACGCCCGGUCCAGGCGGUGCGGCAGGCAUGGCGAGGCCAGGCAUUGGAGACCUCACGCGCACGCUCAUGGAGCGUAGGCGGAGGUGGAUCGAAAACAUGGGACCACUUUUUGAGGAUGACGUGCCGCCUUCGGAAGAUAUGAGUCCAGCGGCGAGGAGGAUUAGAGGCUCCAAACUCAUGAAGGUUCCCAGAGUAAAUGAAGAAGGGAGCACGAUUUUUCCACGAGAAGCAAUGGCUGAACUUAUCAAGCGGGAGAAAGAGUCCUGGGACGACGAAGAGGCUGACGAGGAGUGA
This is a messenger RNA of Neurospora crassa OR74A, 2244 nucleotides long. RefSeq names its product transcriptional regulator Ngg1. Gene Ontology annotation, cellular component: SAGA complex. Bases 1 to 2244 code for a protein of 747 amino acids. Gene Ontology annotation, biological process: regulation of transcription by RNA polymerase II. Lineage: Eukaryota; Fungi; Ascomycota; Sordariomycetes; Sordariales; Sordariaceae. The record is from RefSeq and is a predicted model, not a curated record. Gene Ontology annotation, molecular function: transcription coactivator activity. The transcript is spliced from 2 exons.